UGAAUUUGCAAAACUUCUAAGAGAUCUGCAUUGGGUAGCUUCUGUUACCAGGUGAUGUGCCAUCAGACCCAUAUACUAAGUGCCACAAUUUAUUCCUGCCAUUUAUGUCAUGGGAAUCAUGAAGAAUAUAUUGAAGCUGAUGUUUCCUUAUGUGAUAUUCAGAGGUAUUUUUUUGUCAUGAAUAUUGUUUCAUUUAUGGCAGUCUGUAUAACUUUUUCAGAGUAAAAUAGUAGUUCCCAGCAUUUUGUGGGAGUUGAAUGUCAAUUUGAUAGAUUUUUACCAAGAUAGAUGUUAUUUUCCUAAUGUUUUUUCCUUAUAGGAAAAACAGAAUUUGGAAGUGCCUUGAUAGUUCAGGUGACUAUUAUUUCUGAUGAUCAUAGUAUAAUGGUGCAAAGGGUAAUGCAGACAUUUGUCGUAAAUUAUAAAUUUUUUAUAUAUAGCCAUUUUAUUGCCACUAAUAUAAGUUUUUAUGUAAAGGCAUAAUAAUAAUGGAAGUAGGUAGUCGUAUAUAACUCAAGGUAUUUUUUACCUGUUACAGCCAUUUAUUUUACAGCUUAUAAAGAUUAGUAAUGUAGGUAGACUUUUUUAAGAAUUUUUUAUACAAAAUAUAACUUUAUCCAGAAACUAUAAUUAGUAGUGUGUCAUAGUGCUAGCCACGGAGGUGAUUAUGAAUGGGUAUGUAUACACUUGUACAUGUAUACAAUAUGUAGUAUGAUAGAUAUAUAUACAUAUACAAAUAUAUUUGCAUAUAUAUUUUUUUAUAUUUUGAGGAAGCUUUUGCAUCUGGAAAACCAGUACUAUCUGUAAAAUGACUAACAUCAAGGCUAGAAUUUUUGAUAUUAAAGUGUAUAUUUUUUUAUUCUGUGCCAUUCAUUUACAGAGUUACAAACUCUCCAAAGCAUUGAGGUUAUUAGUGUGUAGGACUAGUCAGGAUAGGACUCCAAUCUUCUGCUAAUUCGUACAGAGAAAUACUAACUGAGUCUUAAAAGUUAUUUUCUGUCACUUUAUGUAAAAAACAGAUGCAUCUCUUUGUUUAACACACUUUAACAAGAAGUUAGUUUAAAAGCUUCAUAUGUAAGCUUGCUCAAGUGAAAAGCUUUUUUACCUAUGGAUUGGUAAAAGUUCAUCUUCAAAGAAGUUAUAUUUGUAUCAUCCUUAAAGUUUCCAGAUGAGUAUCAAAGAGUGUUAGAUUUAAAAAUGACUUCAGUCAUCUCAGUGAUUGGUUCCACUGCCUCAUAAUGCUGAAUUAUGUCACGCAACGCCCACAGCUUGCUUCAGCUGCGGAGUUAAGUCAAGUUAGAGCUAUUAAGGAUUGUGGGGAAUUUAUUUGUUCCUUAUUUUCUGAGGUUAAUCAUGUCCCUUUAUAUCCAACAGCGUUGAUUAUUCUCUGGUAAUGAGAAGGAAAUACUAAAUGGUAUUUCUGCCAAAUUUGGCUCGUAUUUGAUGCAUACUUUCUAAAUAUCAUUGCAAGUCCUUGAAGUAAGUUCUUCCUUGUAGCACCCACAUCGUGUUGGUGUGAGUGAGCUUUGCAGCAGUCCAAGGAGGCAAGAGUAUUCAGCAAGCACUUUUAGUAGUAAACCCAUGGUAGUUACUUCAGUUGAAGGUGGUCUGAUUCUCUGCCUGCUGGUGAAAGUACUGUAUUCAGCAAAAGUUAUGUGGGUUUUACAGGAACCAGGUGGCUUUGAAAUGUAACAUUACACCGUAGAUGACUUGCUUGAUGCUGAGAUCUUUAGAAAGAAAGUUUAUUUGGUCUUGCAAUCUGUACUGAAUUAUUUUAUUGUUAUUUUUGUUACUUUUUCCAAAGAAAACCCCUGUGGCUCACAUGUCCCUGGAGACUUGUGUUUCGUUUAUUGGUAAGUCAUUCUUUGGUAAUGUUUUAAACAUUUUGUCAUGUAUGCAUCAAAUAUGAGCAGUUCUAUAGUUUCAGAGUAAAUUAUGCUAGUCUCCAUUUUAAGAAGUUGUCUUACAUUUGGUUUUAUUUUUGUUUUGCUUUUUACCUUGUAACCUUUUUUUAUGUUGUUGUUACGUAGUAUUAAUGUUUUUUGUGGUGGUCAAGGAAUCUGUCUGAAAAACUGAUGUCAGCUACUAAUUGUAUUACUAGAUCAUUUUAUGAUCUAACCUGAAGUUUGUUAACUACAAUUUUGUUCAGUUUAUCGUACAGAAUUUGACAUGUUUUUUAUACCUAUUGACCCCAUUUCAAACAUAAAUUUUAUUGCUACACUGAAUGAUUUAAAAAAAAAAUUUGUAGCAUUGAGCAUAAGUAAAUGGAAAGCAUGUGUUGGAGGACAACCAAAUAUCAUGUUCUGAAAUUUAUAAUUGCUAGGUUUAUGGGUGUUAACCUUUGUGAUGACUGGUUAUGUUGUGCUUUUAUGUUUUGCCAGGAGCUAUGUUUGUAAUUGUGAAUAAUAAUUGUGCAUUAACUUUCAAAGGUUGGAAAAUUAUUAAGGAGUAUUUUUAGCCAAAUAUUUGAGAGUAUAACAAAAGUCAUAUGUAAAUGACAGACCAAACCUUUAGAAAGCAUACAGUAAAUGUUGCCUAAGUGCUAAAAGGUGUUAUGAAAUCUGUAAAGGUGAAGAUUUGAUGUUGUUAUGAGUGACGAUUUGUGUUAUGUCGAAUUUUUUGCUUUUUAAGUGAGUGUCGAAGGGUUGUAACCUGUCUGUGCCUCCUCCUGUUUAGGUGAGACAUAUUGUACACACAUUUGUCUUUAUGUUGUACGCAUUGUCUGCCAACACACUGACAUUGACAUAACCGUUGCAUUAUUCACCAUAUUCCUAUAGUCUUUCAGUGUACAUUUUUGCAGUGCGCAUUACUAUGUCAGCCUAUAAUAAGGUUUCAGUCUGCAGUGUGCAUUAUACAUUGAAGGGAUUUUUAAAACAUUCCUUUGUCCUUGGCUGCAAUGAUUUCUGCCUUCUGCAUCUCAUCUGCUCAUCCUGUUUUGCACUGCACAGUCCAAAUGUUUACUUCUCUUUUGCCACAUGUGCCUUGUGCUUCAUCAAGAGAUGCUCAUAUCCCCUAUCUGCUCUUCCUGCACAGUUUCUGAUGCUGUAACUGACAAGAAUCUCAUUGAAUUCAGUUUAGUUACUUGCUUGAUACAGAUAUCCCAAGGUCCUCUUUUUGUAACCGUAUGAGUAGAAUUGUUUUACAGAUCUGUGCAGUAGUGAGGUCACUUAAUCCCAAAGUUUAUCAGACUUGAGCGUCAUCAUUUUGCAUCAUUAAUUUAUUUUUCUUUACAGGAUUUCCACCCGAUAUUUUUUGUGAAUGGGGUCAUCUAAUAUUUGAAAAUGCCUUCUCGUUUCCAACCUUGUUCUAAUUGUUAACCUGCAAGUUGACAGUGCCCCAUUAUUUAUCUUUGCUGUGCAUUUAUCAGCAUUCUCAUAGCCUCCAAUGCCAUGCAUGCAGUAUAAUGCCUUUGUUCUUUCUAAAUUUGUAACUCACAACUGCUUUUUACUAGUGUCCUGGAAUCCUUUUUGAUUAUCCCCAUAUAUGUAGUUGAUCAUGUUCCAUGGAGAGCAGGUAGUGUCUCCUCAUUUGAAUAAAGUUUUGUAUCUUUGUAGAAAUCCAACUAACAUUUCCUGUAAUAAUUUUAUACUGUGGCAGGGUAUUUAUCAUUUUACAGUGGAUGUAUGCUUCCUUACGUAGGGUAAUUCACUGCAUGUAGGAGAGUGGUAGUAUGGGUUAACAGCACUAAAUGGAACAAUAUACUUGCAUGUUACUCUGAAACCAUAACUAAAUAUCUCUUGGCUGUAAUCUUCACUUUAAUUAUCACAUAUGUAAUGUUCUGUAUCCUGGUAAAGUUCUGUGGAAUUUUACGAACAAGAUUUCACCUGAGAAAUCAAGAGUGGAAGUUAAGUAUUUCAUAUUUUCCCAUUAUUUUUCAGUGACAGAGAACCCCUUCUUCCAAGUGGAGGUGAUGAUUCUGUAUUUACCAUUAGUGACUCUGUACCUGCUCCAGUACACCUACCUCAACAACACUAUCCUAAACCUUUCAAACAGCACCAAUCUCAGCAUGUUCCAAGGCCCCUCCCUCGUAGGACUUUAAGCCACAAACCAGAGGUUUCUCUGAUAGCUGAAUUACAAAAUGCAUUAAUGGCUUCAUCACAGCAUGUCCCUGCACUGCCUUCAGGAAACAUUUCCACUUUGGAACCAAAAUUUCUUCCAGGAGCCAAAAAACAAGAAACUUUUAAGACCCCUUCACAUCUCCCUGUUUUACCUUCAAAAACCUUUUCCGCAACAGAACCACGGCAAAAACUUAUCAGGGCUUCAUCACAUGAUGUCGCUGAGCCACUCUCAAAAGUCACGUUUACAACUGACCCAGAAUUUCUUCCAUACACCAAAACUCAAGACACUUUUAAGGCCCCAUCACAUUUCCCUCCACUGCCUUCAAAAAGCAUUUCCACAACAGAACCACAACUUCCUAAAACAAAAAAGCAAAAAACCUUCAAGGCUUCAUCACAACAUGUCCCUGCAGCACUGCCUUCAAAAAUCAUUUCCCCAACAGAACCACAGCUUCCUAAAACUAAAAAGCAAAAAACCUUCAAGCAUGACCCCGAGCUGCUUUCACAAAACACGUUUAAAUCUCAGCCACUGGAUGUUUCCAAUCUUCCAAAGCCUACAGUGCAUUAUGAAUCUGAGAAUGGGACUUUUAAUAAGAAUGCCUCCCGGUAUAAUCUGGUAAGCCCCGAAGAAAGUCCUCGCCUUCACCUUAGGUUCGGUGACCUGCGCUUUAGAGAAGUUGUCAAAAUUGAUGCGUAUGGCUUUGUCACACUAGACCUUCAUCAUAUGACUGUGCAUGAGGCAGAACAAAUGGCCAGCGAUUUUAUCGACGACUUUACCAACAAGGAAAACAAAGUGCGAAUCAUCACGGGACGGGGUGCUCGAAGUAAAGAUGGCAUCCCGAAAAUUAAGCCUGCCAUAAAAGACCUCCUGGAAAGUGAAGGUUUAGAGUUUUGCGAGAUUCAUGCUGGAGGUUGUUUAGAAGUCUGUCUCCCUUGACUCUUGGUGCUUCUUGGAUAAGAGCUCAGGAUUCUGUUCUUCCAACAGCUUGUGAUGCAAAUGCCUUUUCAAAUAGCGUUUCGAUACCACCAAUACAUGUCGCAUCAGAGGUAUCGCCCAAGCCACACAAUACACAGCAAAUAAUCACUAUAUCAUCCAAAGAAGCUGAAAAGGCAACGUCAAAAGGCCAGUUUCAUGGAGAACCAAACAUUUGUGUGCCUCCUUCAAAAACAACAACACAAAGGGUAACCCCAGCAGUACCAAAACCACAGGCAGUGCAUGUACAAAUGGACGAUACCCUGGGCCCACUUCCUACUCGAAAACCACCUUCAAAAACAACAACACAAACGGUAACCCUGGAAGUACCA
Macrobrachium nipponense is the source of this 5360-nucleotide messenger RNA. RefSeq lists its product as uncharacterized. The transcript has 2 exons. NCBI's taxonomy places the organism in Eukaryota, Metazoa, Arthropoda, Malacostraca, Decapoda, Palaemonidae. The coding region runs from base 4087 to 4992 and encodes 301 amino acids. Gene Ontology annotation, cellular component: nucleus. Gene Ontology annotation, molecular function: endonuclease activity. The record is from RefSeq and is a predicted model, not a curated record.